This is a messenger RNA of Aspergillus japonicus CBS 114.51, 1194 nucleotides long. RefSeq lists its product as uncharacterized. The record is from RefSeq and is a predicted model, not a curated record. Lineage: Eukaryota; Fungi; Ascomycota; Eurotiomycetes; Eurotiales; Aspergillaceae. Bases 1 to 1194 code for a protein of 397 amino acids. The transcript has 3 exons.
AUGGCCCGCUACGAAGACGGCUACGACCCUCAUUACGGCUACAACAUCAACGCCUUCAAAUACCAACCGAUCCACCUACUCGCGAUCAACAAAGUCGUCAAGCUAAUCGCCGGGCCCUUCGGACUCGCCCUCGCCAGCGAAGCCAUCCACGAACACCGUAGCAAGAAAGCUCAGAAGGAAAAUGAUCCCGUGCUGGUCCAACUGCCUCCGCAGCACGCGGACCGACUAAUUGCAAGCGGGCAUGCGAUCCCCACCGAAGAGGAGGAACCCACACAUACCCUGGUCGACUACGACGAGCAGGACUGGGCGCUGGAUGAUAUGCUGCUCGCCUUCCCCGUGAUCCUCCCGCAGCGCCGCCCGCGAACCAAAACCCGCGGGUUCGUGCACGCCUACGCCCCCGGCUGGCAGGAUGCGGGCAUCAAUCAGGCCACCUUCCUUCGGUUUCUGAAGGACCUUCACACGCAUACGCAGGCGUCGCCCGUUCUGGAGGUCCUCAGUAUCGCUGCGGGGAUUGCGGGCGUGUAUCCCGAUCUGCUGAUUGCGGGCGUGGUGCAGACGGUGCAGAUUGCUGCCACGGCAGGGCGGGAAAUACAGGAACGGUGGAGCACGAAUCGGUUCCUGGAUCAGAUGAAUCGGGAGAUGUUCAUGCCGCGCGGCCUGUAUGCGUUGAUCGUGCAGUAUGAGUCUACGACCAGAGAGAAUACGGAGGUCGGGACGAAGACGGUGGACCUGGGGGCUCAGGCAGUCACCCAGUAUGGUGGUUCGUUUGCGGCGGAUGCGCCGGCUGGGGAGCAAAAAGGAUGGAAGGAGAAGACGACGAAGCGGCUCCGUCAGACGACUGGGAAGACUCAUGGCGAGGCGGGGAUGCCGCUCAUGUGUGCGCCGUUGGUGUUUCCGGGGAUCGAGCAGGUGGCGCAUGAGAUGAUCGACGGGUAUGCGCAGGGCAGCGAGUCCGCCAGCAACGCAGCGCUCAGGUUCAAGGAUAAGGCCAAGGGGGCGAGUAAGCGGCUUGCCGACUAUUUCGACCGUCGCGCGCAAGCAGAUUUUGCAUUCGACAAUCCAAACUCAACGCUCGUGAGGGCCAUGGGCGAUGCAGCGCCGCAGUUCAAGUCCAAGUUGAGUGACCCGAACGAUCAGCGAAACAAGCAUCUGGCUACUCUCGUCGCCGGGGGGAAGCUGCGAGCAGAGCCGUGA